Owenia fusiformis is the source of this 1308-nucleotide messenger RNA. NCBI's taxonomy places the organism in Eukaryota, Metazoa, Annelida, Polychaeta, Sabellida, Oweniidae. The record is from the annotation of a GenBank genome assembly.
UCUCGAUGCUGUACACAUGAAGGCAGUGGAAACAAUUUAUGUAUUUAUCAGAUUUACUAGUAAAUCAUAUACAUACUUUCUAAUUUAUAACUGGAAGUGAUACCAUAUGUUUACACUUUACUCCUGAUACCUGGACAUUUCACAAGAUGAAAACCCUUGGGUUCCUCGUUGCCAUGGCACUUCUAGGUUUUGGAUUAGCAUCAAAAUAUGGACCAUGUAAAGCGAAAUGUAGAGCUCUAGGUCUACGGAAAUGUUCAAGGAUAUGCAGAAUUGCAACAUGUGAUACCAUUGCUUUGUCGUGUUGGAAAACCUGCUCAGACUCUAUAAAUGGUCCAAAUGCUGCAAAUGAUCUGCGUGAAUGUCUUCAACAGUGUAGAGUUGGGAAUACCUGCGAAACUGCUUCUAACAAAAAUUGCUUCAUCAAAAUAUUAAAAGAAAAUGGCCAUCGGGAAGGUCCAGUUUUCACAAAGGAUGGGCACUUUUACAUUGUUUUGCCUUUUGACGGUGAGAUCCGUAGAGUUGACUUGAAACUUAAGAAGUCUAGCACGUUCGUUGCCCCAUCAGUAAAUGGGUUUAAUGGGAUGCCAGCGGGAUUACAAUGUGACCUCGAAAACAAUAUCUGGGUUGCUGAUGCAAGACUUGGUUUAUUGAAGGUGGACCAAGAUGGGUCCUUUACACAGGUAGCAACUAAAGACAAUCAGAAUGAAACCAUACAAGGAUGUAAUGAUCUUAUAUUUGACUACCAUGGUAAUUUAUGGAUCACUGCAUCAUUUGGCCCCAUUGCAUCCAAAAGCUUUACAGACUCGAGGAAGGAUCCAUUUGGGAGUGUGUACUGCUAUAAUAUGACAACUAAUGAAAUCAUUAAAGUUGCCACUGGAUUCCUAUAUCCCAAUGGUAUAGCUGUGCAACAUGAUAGCAAUGGGACUCCGAAGAAACUCAUUUUCGGGUCGUCGUACAAUAUAACUGCCCCCUUAUGGAGCUUUGAUAUAGUUAGCCCUUGUCAAAUUGAAAACAAACAAGUUUGGGGAAAUCUACCUGCCAAUGGUAAUAUAAAUGGUAUAGAUUUUGAUGAAAAGGGGAAUCUUAUAGUCACACUCAUAGACAAUGGUUCUAGUUUGCUGUUCGUCUUCGGCCCUAAUGGAGGUACUCCGACUUGUCAAUUAAAGUUGCCAACUACGCGUGCGACCAAUAUACAGUUUAGGCCUGACUCAAAUGAGCUCUACAUUACUGGAGAUGCAUUAUUGAAACUACGAUGGAAAUACAAUGGGAUGAAGCAAUAUUGCGAGAUCGCUUAAAAUGUAAACAUAU